AUGGAGGUCAAUUAUGGCACGUACCAAGAGGAUAAGAUCGAGGAAGUUUCCAGUACGUGUAAGAUGCCCAAGGCACAACUUGUAGCCAUCAGCCCUGAUGGGAAAUUCUUCGCGGUACUAGAUACCAGGAAAUUGGAAUUCCAUCUUGGAGAGAUAAGGGACAUAAAGAAUUAUGAAAGUACCAACCUAUAUCUCGCGGACAAAAGAGACAUGACCAGGAGGAAUUUAAAGUCUUCGCCGAUGGGAAAAUUAUGCGAAAUUUUACAUUGGAACGUCGAGGCAACGAAUCCAAGAGAUGACGAUGUGACUAGCGGUCGCACAGUCAUCUGUCGUGUGGAAUGUGGGAGUGGACCUGGAAAUGAUAAUUCACAUUUCGCGAUUCCCGUGUCGGAUCCAAUGGAGAUUAGAGGAAAGGAUUGUUAUUGUUUUAGUAUUGGUGGAAUCGUUACUAUUGUUCACGAGAGUGAUUAUCCUCCUUAUACAAAUAUCAAUAUCUCGAUUAUCAACACCAAUGGAAUAAAUAAAAUAAGUUUGAGAGAAUCGAAUACCGGAAUAAACAGACCAUUUGUCAGUCAUGUUAACUUUCCGGAAGCUUUAGAAGCCGAAACACCUGAAUCAUGCAUGACCAGGUUACACGCAUGUAUCUACCAUCGCUACUUCCUGCUGACACAAAUCAACAGUGGAGCUCGAAUGAUUGGAUUGUACGAUUUAUCCACCCUCGAGCCAAUACAAUACUUUGGUAUACUAGAACGAAACAUGAGGGAGCCCCCAAAUCAACCGAACGUCCAUUAUGCAAUAUCUAGUAAUAGGCAAUUGUUUGCAUUCUCGUAUGGUACCGGAGAAAUUAGAAUAUAUUGGAUGGAGAAUGGCUUGGAAGUUGGGUACCUAUUGUUGGGGGGAGAGAACGAACAAAAAAUCCGGUUACUUGAAUUUGUUGAAAACGACGAAAAGUUAUUUAUCAUGGUUGAAGAAUAUAUUAUAAAAGAUCACGGAAAAGCUUUAAGGAAACAAGACAUCAAGGUUUGGAAUUUUUUUUCAAAUAACAAUGUCAUUCGAUCUUUCCAGGGAAACGAAAUCAAAGGGAUGAAGGUCACCAGCCAAAUGCGGAGGCCCGGAAAAAUCUUUGCGAUAGACUGUGACGAAGGAGAUGAGAGAGGAGAGGACGAAGACGAAGAUGAGGAUCUUGAUCCAAGUGCUCAUGGGCAUGACGGUGAUGAUGAAGGUGACGAAGGUGAUUAUAAGGAAGAAGAUGAUGCCGACGAAAAGGAGGAAAUUGUUUAUGAAGAAAAAGGAGGGAAGAUCUAUUCCGUAUUUGAUUUAAAGGUUAUAGCUGAGUUUAUCAAGGGUAAAAGGUUAUCGCCGAAUUAUCUAGACAAUCUCAUUGAAGAGGAGAAAUACAAUUUCGUUGAUGGCGAAAAGGAAGGGGGAAAGCACGGAAGGACAAGAGGUCACUUUAUCAUUCAAAAACGAGGGUCCGAAUAUAUUAAACUUGCCGUUGACAAUAGCGAGCAGUUUAAACACGUUGUUAAAGAUAGGGAGCCAUGGGGACAAGAUAAAAAUUAUUUACAGACAUCGUGCUUUAUCGAUGCCAAAGAAAACCUGCAACUUUUCAUUGGUCGAAGUACGGUACAAGUGUGGAGGCGUAGUCUCGGAAAAAAAAAGCCAACGCUAGAGUAUAUUUGGACGAGUGACGUUGAUCCCGAAGAGGAGGUCGAUAGAUCAUUGAAUAUUCGAAAGUUAAAAGUGGGCGACAAAAGUUUCUUCUUGGAGGUUUAUUGGAAAAAGGCAAGUGCAGUGGAGAAAACAAAGGUCAUCCGAUGGCCCUGCAAGAACAGACACGUUAAGGCCGUAAAGCACGCAUGCAAGGCCUUGGGUCAUCUUUAUUCUCGAAAGAAGAGGAUCAAGGGAUUGAAGAGAUAUCAAAAAUUCGAAAGAUUGAUCGAAAGCAUCACUUUUAUAAUCUGGAGAUUCAUCGAAGAAUAUCCCGAAGUUUGGAGAAUGAUGGAUAUUCGAUAUAAUGUUAUGGAUUGGCUUGUUCGUGGAAGGUCGUUAUUUUUGAUCAAGUAUAUUUUAUUUAGAAAUAAAGUAGAUUUUGGAAAGGGAGAAUCAAACAUAAGACGAAACUUGCAUAUACCGAGACUAACCAAAUGGAAAAAGAGUGGAGAUUCGAGGAAUUUCCAUCAUUUCGAUAUUAGCUGCCCAAGCAAUGCUCUCGAGUGGGCCAUUCAAUGUUAUGACGGAAUCUCUUUGAAGGAAAUCAUAAUAAUCGGAUAUCUUUUAGAAUAUUACACCAACCGUGCAAAAUACCAUGUGGGAUGGAUGAUCACAGUAUCAAGAUGUGUUCCCAUGUUGUAUGAUAAAAGAUUGGACUACUAUGCGGAGACCUUAUUUUAUAAGGAUUGUUUUGCGGGUCAAGAAAUUAAUGUGAACUCUAAAACCUGGGGACUCCUGAGUCAAGAAUAUUUAAUAGAAUGUGGUAAAUCAAAAAGCGUAAAAGCUUUGCGGCCUUAUUAUCUACGGCAUCAUUAUACCGAAUCUUCGAUCAUGAUCAGAUUUUUGAUACAUCUGGUAAAUCUAUGGAGAUGGGUUACCAAGAGCUUUAUCGAUAUGUUUAGAAAUUUUUUCCAAGACUGGACUCAAGAUAAAGUGGCAUCCGAUAUUUCGUUACGAUUAGUACCUUUGCCAAAAUUCAUACAGGAAUAUGAUGGUGAUCAGUCGGAAGAUAACAAGACAAUCACUUGGAAAAAAACAUUGGGGCGAAUUCUGAGAUCAAUAAUCAUUCCUCAAGGUUACGGAAAAUCUAGUGAGUGCAUGAGUCCGUUGAUCAAGACUCUGAAGCAUGUCAGUCAGGAUACCACCAUUCUUGAUAACCCGGCCAUGGAAGCCGUGAUCAAUUACAAAUGGCAAGAUGCAAGAAACUACUUUCAAAGCUUAUUUUUUAUAUUCAUGGUAUACGCAGUUUGCUUUGGUAUCGUCUCCUGGGCGUACAUCACUCACGUCUCGGCCGAGGGUGUCUACAGGAAUCUGAUUGUCUUCAUCAUUGCGUUAUUUUACUACUUGGCCUAUUAUUUAUUUGCAGUUGAAGUGCAACAAUUUUUAUUACACGGGAUCGGAAAAUACUUCAACAUCUUUAAUUUUUUCGAUUUGAUUUCCCUGGUGGCGCCAGUCGUGGUGAUGUCAAUUAUGGUUGCUACUUCUUUUCAGUUUGAAGAUGCCUUCGGAAGUGUCACUUCAAAAAGAGAUCUCGUGAUAGCAAUAUCAUUCUCGGUUCUAAUCCUUUGGGCGGAAUUUGUUCUUUAUUUGCGUUCUUACUCGGCCAUUGCGAUUUACAUCUAUAUGGUUUUUAGCAUUCUAAAAGAGGUGUGGCCGUUUCUGGCGUUCCUGAUCCUUGUGGUCAUUGGAUUUGCACAUGCAAUGUACAUACUGCUAGCCCGGCCAACUUUUCUAAAUCUUAUUCCGAACACCAGUUCCUUUACGAUCACGAACACUACCACGAACGCCACAAUUGAUGCCAAAAUCACAUCCGAUUUUGAUCCAAAUUUAUACGUCGAUAAUCCAUUUUCGUAUUUUCUAACAUCCAUGGAGGCUACAUACCUAUGGCUGGGUGGCAAUUGGUCCCAAGAGGGUACCUGGGUAUUUUGGGCGGUUCAGGCAUUAUCGUUACUGGGCAGUAUCUUAUUGGUCACGGUGUUGCAGAAUCUGCUUAUCGCAUUGAUGGGUGGCGUGUAUUCCACGGCGUCUGAAAAAAGUCACUCUGCUCUUCUUCGAUUUCGUGCUGAUCUAAUAUUGGAUUAUGAAAUAUUAGACAAAAUCUAUAUUUUUCCUCCAGAAAAGGAUCCUGAUGUAAUUUGGUUUUCCGGCUCAUCAAAGAAUAUCAAUGAUUGGUUGGGAAGUAGAAAAUUCAAGAGUGAAUGCUUGUACAAAAAGUAUGAGGACGAGUACAUUUGUGAUGAAUAUGAGUUUAGUCUUGAUAGAAAGAAUGCUAAGCAGGAUUCGGAUGGAUCUUUUUGGGUGUUUCCAGGUGAAGGGAAAAGGAUUGAAGAUAGAAUGGAAAUAAUGGAGCACGCAACGGAAGGGGUGGAAGAAAGUGAAGUAGCACAGCUGAAGAAAAGCAUGGAUGAGAAAAUCAAAGAUUUACAAAACAACUUUAAUCAACUAUUACAAUUAUUGCAAAAGGAAUGA
Acaulospora morrowiae is the source of this 4182-nucleotide messenger RNA. The record is from the annotation of a GenBank genome assembly. NCBI's taxonomy places the organism in Eukaryota, Fungi, Glomeromycota, Glomeromycetes, Diversisporales, Acaulosporaceae.